Messenger RNA from Dioszegia hungarica, 1365 nucleotides. RefSeq names its product putative transcription regulatory protein component of chromatin remodeling complexes. The record is from RefSeq and is a predicted model, not a curated record. Gene Ontology annotation, cellular component: NuA4 histone acetyltransferase complex; R2TP complex; Swr1 complex. Gene Ontology annotation, biological process: box C/D snoRNP assembly; regulation of transcription by RNA polymerase II; chromatin remodeling. Bases 1 to 1365 code for a protein of 454 amino acids. NCBI's taxonomy places the organism in Eukaryota, Fungi, Basidiomycota, Tremellomycetes, Tremellales, Bulleribasidiaceae. Gene Ontology annotation, molecular function: DNA helicase activity; ATP hydrolysis activity; ATP binding. The transcript is spliced from 9 exons.
AUGGAGCGCAUAGGCGCUCACUCGCACAUACACGGUCUCGGUCUAGAUGCGAACCUGGAGCCCCGCCAGAAUGCCCAGGGGAUGAUAGGCCAAGGCAAGGCGCGAAAGGCAGCAGGCGUGAUUCUGCGGAUGGUUCAAGAAGGGAGGAUUGCGGGGAGGGCUAUUCUCAUGGCGGGUCCGCCGAGCUCAGGGAAGACUGCUAUUGCUAUGGGUAUGGCGCAGACCUUGGGAAGCGAUGUUCCUUUCGUUAUGCUCACUGCAAGCGAGGUGUUCUCAUUAGAGAUCUCGAAAACAGAGUCCUUAACUCAGGCGUUCAGAAGAUCUAUCGGUGUGCGGAUAAAGGAGGAAACCGAGUUGAUUGAGGGAGAGGUGGUGGAGAUUCAGGUGGAUAGGAGUGUGACCGGGGCUACGAAGACCGGCCGUCUGACCCUCAAAACAACAGAUAUGGAGACGGUAUACGACCUCGGCUCGAAGAUGAUCGACCAGCUCCAGAAGGAGAAGGUGCUAGCUGGAGAUGUGGUCAGCAUAGAUAAGGCGAGCGGGAGGAUCUCCAAGUUGGGCCGGAGCUUUGGUCGGGCGAAAGACUAUGAUGCGAUGGGCGCAGACACAAGAUUCGUCGCAUGUCCAGAUGGAGAGCUGCAGGUCCGGAAAGAGGUGGUGCAUACGGUGUCGCUGCAUGAGAUUGACGUGAUCAACUCGAGGACGCAGGGGUUCCUUGCGCUCUUUGCAGGCGAUACUGGAGAGAUCAAGCCGGAACUUCGAGAUCAGAUCAACACCAAAGUAGCGGAAUGGCGAGAAGAGGGCAAGGCAGAGAUUGUCCCAGGGGUCCUGUUCAUCGACGAAGUACACAUGCUGGACAUCGAGUGCUUCUCAUUCCUCAACCGAGCGAUGGAGGGAGAGCUCGCCCCGCUGGUGGUCAUGGCCUCGAACCGCGGGAUCACCAGAAUAAGAGGCACAAAAUACAAGUCUCCGCACGGUAUACCAGUCGACCUGCUCGACCGGAUGUUGAUCAUCAGUACUGGAAUGUACAACGAGGCCGAGAUGAGGGAGAUUGUCAAGAUCCGGGCGGACGAAGAAGACGUCAAGAUCGCCGAACCAGCCCUCGACCUCAUGGCGAAUAUGGCCACCCAAACAUCCCUCCGCUACGCCCUCAACCUUAUCGCUCCUUCCUCCCUCCUGGCGCUGAGGCGGAAAAGCCCGAUGGUGGAUAUUCCGGAUAUCAAGGAUGCGUAUCAGUACUUCUCGGAUGCGGUGCGGAGUACGGCGUAUGCCAAGGAGAUGGCGGGAAUGAUGUUUGGGGAAGAGGAGGAAGAAGGGGAAGGGGGGAGGGUGAAUGGCGGGAUGAUGGUGGAUCCGGUUGCGUGA